This is a messenger RNA of Aptenodytes forsteri (emperor penguin), 6496 nucleotides long. It is a transcript of the gene PLXND1, whose product is annotated as plexin D1. Gene Ontology annotation, biological process: negative regulation of cell adhesion; regulation of cell migration; regulation of cell shape. Gene Ontology annotation, molecular function: semaphorin receptor activity. The transcript has 31 exons. NCBI's taxonomy places the organism in Eukaryota, Metazoa, Chordata, Aves, Sphenisciformes, Spheniscidae. The record is from RefSeq and is a predicted model, not a curated record. Bases 246 to 3812 code for a protein of 1188 amino acids. Gene Ontology annotation, cellular component: semaphorin receptor complex.
UUCCACGCGAGAAAUACCCAACGUUUCCAGACGACCAAGACCACGUGGUCGUUGAAACUGCUCUCCGGGUCAACAGCAAAAACAUUAUCCGGGCCAAUUUCACCAUCUACGAUUGCAAAAGAACUGGAAACAUUUACCCGAAGAGAGCAUGCACCAGCUGCCUCUCGACCAGAUGGAAGUGUCACUGGUGCCCCUCCACCUACGCCUGUGUCUCCAACCACUCGCAAUGUGACGAUGCGCUGCAGAUGAAGAAGAAAAUUGACUGUCCGCGAAUUGUACCUGCCUCCUUGGACCCAAUGCCCACGGGAGUAUCUCGGGACAUUACAAUCUCACUGGCCAACGCGACUUUCUCUAAGGAGACAGCUCUGGAGUGCCAUUUUGGGACAGACAGGACAUUUGAAGCCCGGUGGCUGAACUCCUCCGCCGUGGAGUGUGUACAUGUGCUGCUCCACACAUCAGAAAAAAGCCAUCUCUUCCCAGUGAACCUUCAGCUGAAGGACAGACCAGACAGAUUUAUCGACAGUCCAGAGAUGAUGACAGUGGAGGUGUACAACUGUGUGACUGGGAGUGCUGACUGUUCUCAGUGCCUGGGGAGGGAGGACCUGGGGCACCGCUGUGUCUGGAGUGAGAGCAGCUCCAGCUGCAGGCUGCACAGCGAGCACCCCCAGAUCUCAGAUGUCUGUCCAGCUCCGGAGAUUAAGAAGAUCGAGCCGCUGCGCGGGCCGCUGGAGGGGGGCACCCUGCUGACCAUCCGUGGGAGGAACCUGGGCCGCCGUUUCAGCGAUGUCCUUGGCGCCGUCAGGAUAGGCAGCGUGCAGUGCGUGCCACUGCCGGACAGAUACGUCGUCUCUGAGGCGAUUGUGUGCCAGACCGGAGAGGCUCAGGAGGUGUUCUCUGAUGUGGUGACAGUUAACGUGAGCCGGGAAGGGAAGUCCAGGGAGCGGUACUCUUACGUGCUUCCCGUGGUGCAGUCCAUAGCUCCCCUGAAUGGCCCGAAGGCUGGAGGAACCAGAGUGACCAUCAGAGGCAGCAGGCUGGAUGUCGGCUCUGAGCUCCGUGUCCUUGUCAAUACCUCCAAGCAGUGCACUGACCUCAGCCGCAACGACAGCACCAUCACCUGCACCAUGCCAUCCGCGGAGCUCACCACGGCCGUGCGAGUCUGUGUCCAGUUCGAGAACAAGUCUUGUGCCAGCUACAACAUCACAUUCAAGUAUGAGAAGAACCCGAUUAUAUCGGACAUCAACCCCAAAAAGAGCCAGAUCAGCGGGGGCAGGAUCAUCAUCCUGGAAGGAAGAGGCUUUGAGCUGGUCCAGAAUGUGUCCAUGGUGGUCCGUGGCAUCGGCAGAGAGCAAACGAGCUGUAAGGUUCACACCGACACUGUGAUCACCUGCCCCUCUCCAGCUGCCUCCAACAUCACUGCGGGGAGCAAGCCUGCACCUGUUGAUUUCUACCUCAACGGUCGCCUCUAUGCAGACGACCGUCCGGCUCUGGAUGAGGAGAUGUACCCUGAGGAGGCCUUGCACAUCAGCAAGUUCAGCCUGGAGUACUAUGCUGACCCCCAGUUCUUCACAGCCAAGAAGGAAAAGUGGAUCAAGCACCAUCCUGGCGAGCCCUUAACUCUGGUUAUACAUAAAGAGCCUGACAGCCUGGGCCUGGAAAGCAAUGAGUACCAAGUGAAAAUUGGCCUUAUCUCGUGUGAGAUCCAGAUUGUUUCGGACAAAGUCAUCCACUGUUCUGUCAAUGAGUCACUGAGCACCUCGGAAAGACAGUUACCCGUGACGAUCCAAGUUGGAAAGUUCAACUACACAAUUGCGAUGCUGCACCUUGGGGGAGGAGAGACUGCAAUCAUCGUCUCCAUUGUCAUCUGCAGCAUCUUGCUGGUCCUCUCUGUUGUAGCUCUCUUUGUGUUUUGCACAAAGAGCCGCAGAGCAGAGCGCUACUGGCAGAAAACCCUGCUCCAGAUGGAGGAGAUGGAGUCGCAGAUCCGGGAGGAAAUCCGCAAAGGUUUUGCGGAACUGCAGACAGACAUGACAGACCUGACCAAGGAGUUAAACCGCAGCCAGGGGAUCCCAUUCCUGGAGUACAAGCACUUUGUCACCCGGACGUUCUUCCCCAAAUGUUCCUCGCUCUAUGAGGAGUGCUACAUCCUCCCGUCCCAGCAGCUCAGCUCCCAGGUGGGCUCCCAGGUCCAAGAAACCCAUCCUCUCCUGGUGGGGGAAUGGAAAAUUCCUGAAAACUGCAGACCCAAUAUGGAAGAAGGAAUCUCGCUGUUCUCCACCUUACUCAACAACAAGCACUUUCUCAUUGUGUUUGUCCAUGCUCUCGAGCAACAGAAGGACUUUGCUGUUAGAGACAGAUGUAACCUGGCCUCUCUGCUUACUAUUGCAUUGCAUGGGAAACUGGAGUAUUACACCAGCAUCAUGAAGGACCUCUUGGUGGAUCUAAUAGAUGCUUCAGCUUCCAAAAACCCCAAGCUGAUGCUGAGGAGAACGGAAUCCGUGGUGGAGAAGAUGCUCACCAACUGGAUGUCCAUCUGCAUGUACAGCUAUCUCAGAGAGACCGUCGGAGAGCCCUUCUUUCUGUUGAUCUGUGCGAUCAAACAGCAAAUUAACAAAGGGUCCAUCGAUGCCAUCACGGGGAAAGCCAGGUACACCCUCAAUGAGGAGUGGCUCCUGAGGGAGAACAUCGAGGCAAAGCCGAGGAACCUCAACGUCUCCUUCCAAGGCUGUGGGAUGGACUCCCUGAGCGUCAGGGCCAUGGACACAGACACACUCAGCCAAGUGAAGGAGAAGAUUCUGGAGGCCUUCUGCAAGAACGUCCCCUACUCCCAGUGGCCAAGGGUGGAAGAUGUCGACCUCGAGUGGUUUGCCACCAGCACUGACAGCUACAUCCUCCGGGACCUUGAUGACACCUCGGUGGUGGAGGAUGGCAGGAAGAAACUCAACACAUUAGCACACUACAAGAUCCCCGAAGGCGCAUCAUUGGCCAUGAGUUUGUCGGACAAGAAAGACACCACGCUGAGCAGAGUGAAGGAUUUGGACACUGAAAAGUACUUCCACUUGGUUCUCCCAACUGAUGAAUCAGUUGAACAUAAGAAGUCCCACAGACAGAGCCAUAGGAAGAAAGUCCUACCGGAGAUCUACCUGACCAGGCUGCUCUCCACAAAGGGCACGCUGCAGAAGUUCCUGGACGACUUGUUCAAAGCCAUUCUCAGUAUCCGAGAUGAUAAACCACCUGUGGCCGUGAAGUAUUUCUUUGACUUCCUAGAGGAGCAAGCAGAGAAAAGAGGGAUCACAGACCCUGACACUAUGCACAUCUGGAAGACCAACAGCCUACCUCUGAGGUUUUGGGUCAACAUCCUGAAGAACCCGCAGUUCGUCUUCGACAUUGACAAGACAGACCACAUUGACGCCUGUCUCUCUGUGAUAGCCCAGGCCUUCAUUGACGCCUGCUCCCUGUCUGACCUGCAGCUGGGCAAGGACUCCCCGACCAAUAAACUGCUGUACGCCAAGGAGAUCCCCGAGUAUAGGAAGAUAGUGCAGCGAUACUACAAGCAAAUCCACGACAUGCCCCCGCUCAGCGAGCAGGAAAUGAACGCCCACCUCGCGGAGGAGUCGCGGAAAUACCGGAACGAAUUCAACACCAACGUCGCCAUGGCUGAGAUAUACAAAUACGCCAAGAGAUACCGCUCCCAGAUCGUGGCUGCCCUGGAUGCCAACCCCACGACGAAGCGCACCCAGCUCCAGCACAAGUUUGAGCAAGUGAUUGCGCUCAUGGAGGAUAACAUCUACGAGUGCUGCAGCGAAGCCUAGGCUGACUGCAGCCCUGGAAGUGACCUCCUCCGUAGCGCAGUGCCGUAGGGAACCUGCCUUCAGCCGCGGAUACACCAUGGAUCCACCGUGGAUCAUCUCCGCCAGGGUCAUUCUCAAACCAGCCUUGUGGUGGGGGUGGGCCUGGCCCGUGGCUGAAGGGCUCCCUCACCUAACAAGAAGCCACAAGACACCUUUCCGAGCAGCAGAAAAACCCUCUGGUCUGCACUGUGGCACCCAUAAUUUAUUUGCUGCCAGUGAGAAAUGGAGACGAGACACUUGUGGCAAGCUCAGUUCACCACUUCCCUCUGAUCAGCGUCCGAGCGGUCAGCAGCUCCCUGCAUCCCUGUUUGUGGUUCCUCAGGAUGAGAGACGGGGCUGCAGAAGCCAUAACAAUAGACACAAAACAGUAGGGUAGCCUCAGGGAGUAAUGAGCAGAGAUGGCAAAGGCCAUCGGAGCAACACCUGAGCUCCCUUCCACACCAUCCCUCUGACAUCCUUGUUUUUCCAACACCAGGGACUCUAUCAGCUGUUCACUAUCUGCUGCAUUCUGUGUAUUUUUGUGCCUUUUAAUUUUUGUGCUGUAUGUGUAAACAUAACCACUCCUCCAUCUGAGGAUCGUCUUGGGCAACACGGGGAACUCAGGGCUGAGACAAAGCAGUUGCUUCCCAAGUAGCUAAGGCAUGGUGAAAGCACUUUAUCCCCUAACAGAGACAGCUGUUACGGAGCUGGAGGGAGCGUGUUACAUGUCAGACAGUGUGGGAAGGGCUGCUUCCCCUUCCCCAGGUUCCCAGAUCUGCAUGCACAGUGAGCUGGAGUUGCAGUGGGUAGGCAAAUAUCCCCUAACGACCCACCUUUCAGCCAGCUGGUCACAGGCACAGCUUCUGCCUAGAAGCAGAAGACGAGAUGCAGUGGGUGAGGGGAAGGACUUCUGCCUCGCACUCCGGUCGCCCUGCUAUGCUGGCUGUGCACACAUCUGUAGCACUGCCCCAGCUCAGCCCUGGUAACGCUGCUCAUGCCAGCAGGGGUUAGCUCCUGCUGACAGCCCCGUGACAGAGCGGGCUUGAGCCACGUGGAGGGCAAAACACCAGGUAGCAUCUUCCCUCCCUCUGCCCCAUGUGCUCCAGCAUCUCCCUGUGAUCAUCACUGAAAACAAGGUCAGUGCUGCAGAGGUGUCUUCCUAAAGCAGCUUGUUCUGCUUGCUUCGGACCCAGCCCACCAUGGUUGUCGCCUGAGAGCAACCAAGAGCACGCGGUUUUGCUGUGUAUCCAGUCUUUUUUUCGGCCCAUAAAGGCAAAGGGACUGGACCCCAUCCACCUGGCAGCACAAUGCUCUCACUCACGCAGGCCAGCAGAGCAGCUCCAGCACCCCAAGCUGCAAACAAAGGCAGAAAGUGUCCCAUGCCUCCUUACACUGGGGUCAGUGAGCAGGGUCCCACUGCGCAGACCUAGAAACUUCACUGCUGUUCCGUGGCAUCUGCGCUGGGGCAAACCCCCUGUCCCAGCUUGGUGGCCCAUUCUCCUUUCUGCUGGCAACUUUGUCCUUUCUGCAGCCAGGGGAGCUGUGACUGCUCUGGUCUUCUCCAGUGUCACCCAGGCCCCUCUGUAGAGGCUGGACUGCAGCUAACACCACGUGCUUGAAGCCAGCAUUCACACGCAGGCAAAGGCAACCUGCCCAUGAAAGCUAAACCCAGCCGUAGCCACCGCAUUGUCAAACUGCCAAAUAGAAAAGAAAAAAAAAAAAAAGAAAAAAGUUACUACCUCACUCCAGGCAGGGUCUAAGGUGAGCCUCCGUUACUCAUCCAGCUGGCAAGGAUGCAACCUGGUAUUAGAUGACUUUGGUCCACCAAAACUCCUCCUGGGUGACUCACUGCCAUGGACAGGUGGCCUCCAUCCCAUUGUUUCCAGUAAUGCCACAUCUGUCAGAAAUUGGAACAUCAGAAUUGUGUAUGUGUAUAUAGAUAUCUAUUUUAAAACAAAUGAUAGACUUUAUCCUGUAUGUUAAAAGGGAGGGGAGGGAGGGGAGGGAAAGGGGAAGAACAGAGGUUUGUUUGUUUUGUUUUGUUUUUUAGAACUACAGAAAAAGUACAUACACUGUGGAGGUUUCAAUGUCUUUACUGAGGAUGUGGCUUCAGAAUAGAAACUCUAAGAAUGUAGCUGGGCUACAUUUUAUUUUGAAAGUGAUUUCACAAAAAAAUCUUGAAUUUUUUUUUCUUUUAGAAACUGUGAAUAGCUGCCAGAGAUAUAGGCAGGCCCAGCACAGGGAAGGCGAGGUUGAGAAGGACCAAGGUAGCAGAGAACGUUGAGCUUGGCUGGAGGUGGGGAAAGGGCCAUGGAGCGAUAGCCCCAUGUUGUUACAAGGAAAGGAUACAGGUGAGCCGACAGUAUAGUUUGCCUCCAGGUGAUGUCACUGGGCCAUGUAUUGGGGCCUAUUGCUUUAUUAUUUAAUUUUUUCCAAAGCAAAAAAAAAAAAAAAAAAAAAAAGUAGUUGCUACAACCAUUUUAAAGGAACAACUUUAACGGAGCAGAAGCUUGAGGGUUUCUAGUGUUGCCUUGAACCCCCAAGCCCUUUGUAACAUGUUUUUAAACUUUGGCACGUGUUGUGGGUGUAGUGCCCUUACCUGCUGUGUAGUGGAAGUGGCAGACUCUUGGAAAAGCCUAUCUUUGUAAUAAAACAAGGUGCUGAAA